CCGCCGCCGGGCUCCGGCGGGGCGGAGAGCGGCAGGAGAUCACAUGGUCUUCUAAAGAAGUCAUGGGUAGUUGUUGUAGCUGUCCAGAUAAAGAAACUGUCCCAGAUAACCAUCGAAACAAGUUUAAAGUCAUUAACGUGGAUGACGAUGGUAACGAGCUGGGUUCUGGCGUAAUGGAGCUGACAGACACAGAACUGAUUUUGUACACCCGCAAACGGGACUCGGUGAAAUGGCAUUACCUCUGUCUGCGUCGUUAUGGCUACGAUUCCAACCUCUUCUCUUUUGAAAGCGGUCGAAGAUGUCAAACUGGACAAGGAAUAUUUGCCUUCAAGUGCGCCCGGGCAGAAGAACUGUUUAACAUGCUGCAAGAAAUCAUGCAGAACAAUAGCAUAAAUGUGGUCGAAGAGCCAGUAGUAGAAAGGAAUCAUCAUCAGACCGAGCUGGAAGUCCCCCGAACGCCUCGCACCCCAUCUACUCCCGGGUUCGGCGCCCCAGCUGUACCCAACGGGUAUCCCCGCUAUCCCUCCUUCGGAGACGCGUCGUCCCACCCUUCCAGUAGACACCCGUCGGUGGGCAGUGCUCGGCUCCCGUCCGUAGGCGAAGAGUCCACGCAUCCCUUGCUGGUGGCCGAGGAGCAAGUCCACACCUACGUCAACACCACGGGGGUCCAGGAAGAGCGCAAGGCCCGAGCGGGCACGCACGCCCCCGCCGAGCUCCCCGGCGCCGAGAGCGGCAAGGCCCGGGGCGAACCCGGCGGCCCCGAGGAGCGGGACCCCCAGGUGGUCCUCGAGCCGGAGGGGGUCAAAUUCGUGUUAGGGCCGACCCCCGUGCAGAGACAGCUGAUGGAGAGGGAGAAACUGGCACAGCUCGGAGCCGAGGCGGCGGGGAGCCGCGGCCCGCCGCCCGGCGAGCGGGACGCGGGCCCCGACGGCGCCGAGCGCCGCGAGGGGCCCGCCGCCGCGCCCAAGCUGGCGUACGAGAACAUCAACGGGCUCUCCCUCCCGGCCGGCCGCAGGGGCCGGCUCCCGCCCCCGCCCGCCGCCGCCGCCGCCGGCGGCCCCUCGGACGCCCAGAACGCCAACAACUCGGCCCAGCGGCGGACCGCGCUGUUGAACUACGAGAACCUGCCGUCCCUGCCCCCGGUCUGGGAGGCGGCCCGCCAGCCGGGCCGGCCCGGGGCCGAGCUCCCGGGGCCCAAGACCCCGGCGCUGAACGGCCAUCACCCGGCGCUGGACCCCGCGCACAACUACGUCAACACGGAGAACGUGGCGGUGCCGGCCAGCGCCCACAAGCCGGAGCCCCCCCGGCGCCGGGACUGUGCCCCCUCCGUCUUCAACUUCGACCUCCGGCGGCCCAGCUUAGAGCACAGGCAGCUGAACUACAUCCAGGUGGACCUGGAGGGCGGCAGCGACUCGGACAACCCCCAGACCCCCAAAACCCCCACCACCCCGCUCCCCCAGACCCCGACCCGGCGCACGGAGCUGUACGCCGUGAUCGACAUCGAACGGACCGCUGCUAUGUCCAGCUUGCAGAAAGCCCUGCCCCGCGACGACGGCACUUCUAGGAAAACGAGACAUAACAGUACCGACCUGCCCAUGUGAGGCCGGGGGAGGGGGCCGCCCACCCGCCGUUUGCACCUUUGUGAAGUUUUCUUUCUUUUUUUCUUUUUUUUUAAAAAAAAUGAAGAUGCGACUGCCCCGCUUUCGUUUCUAAACACUCACCCCUUUUCUAGACUGAGGCACGGUCUCUCCCGACCACCCCUCGCGGGCUCGUUUCGUGCCAAGUCCUCGCGUUGAAGCGACUGUCGUCCCUUGCUCCCAGGGGCUCGCCUCCGGCCCGGUGCCCGGCGAAGCGAGCGACGUGCCGGCUCGGGGUCCGCGAGCGGCGUCUAAAAGCCUCGCGGUCCGCGCGUCGGCCCCCGCGGGCAUCCGGCCUCCGACGGGAGCUGGCCGUCGACUCCCCCUCUCCGGAUCGCGCGUCGCUCUGUGCCGUCUCCUUAGCUCGAGGCCUUCGGACGUGAGCCGGGACGCGUCGGACGGGUGAGGGGUAGUCGGCUCGCCUCUCUCUGUACACGCCGGCUUCUCUCCCCUCGGCGAGGGCACCGCGUCGGUCGGCGUCGUGAGGGGCUUCGGCCGGGGAAGGGACCGACCCUUCCUCCCCCGGCCUCCUCGUUUCCCGGGAGAAGGACGCGCCAAAGGUCAUUUGGCACGAACCACGGUAGGAUCUAGAAUCAACCUCAGGUCAGUCCCGCCGGAAACGAAUUUGCAACGCUGUGCCACGCCACCUCCCCUCAGUGUACCUGAACGGGUAGCGUCGGCAGUGCUCGCCGGAAGGCGUAGGAGGUUUCCACGUACCUUAAUUGGGUGUCGGGAUGUCGGUCUCGUUUGGUCCCGUGACGUCUUUACGUCCCGAUCGGUUGAGUCUGUACAUAGUCCCACGUCUGAUCGUGCGUCCAUCCUUACACCGAUCGUGCGUCCAUCCUUAUAUAUAUAUAUAGUCUACGUUCUUGUCAAACUCUGAUUUCUUUUUCCUCUCCUUUUUUUUUUUCCUUCGGCAGGUUCAUUUGUAACUCACUGUUAGAUUUAACAGGGUCGUCCUUUUCCAGUAUUUAUUGACACGCUGUUUACCUUUCACGUCUGCUUAGACAUUCGCUUCAGUUGGAAAUUUCACCCGCGGGUCCGUGGGCGGCGACCUCGCGGGUCGUCGGGGGGAGAGGCGGUGGUAAAACAGGGAGCCCCGAGAUGUAGCCCGUGUCCGCCCCGAUCCCUCACCCCCCAGCACUUUAGCAGUGGUUCGCUCAGCCAAGCGACCUCGCUUGACUGCAGUCGCGCUGUUAGCCCGCCUUCUCGGAGCGUUCAUCAGCUGUGCUGCGGGAACGUCUAGGCAUCCCUCCCGGAGCGUCACGAGUCAAGCGCUCAGUACAGUGCUCUGCAUACAGUAAGCGCCCGAUAAAUACGAUUGAAUGAACGAAUGCACACAGUCAGCGCUCAAUAAAUACGACUGAACGAAUUGCCGGCGCAACAGGUGCGACGGAGGACCAGUAGCAAAGGGAUUAAGUCAUGACCUGGGCGGCCGAGGAACCGACGCCCCCCUAAAGGGACGUGAGUUCUGGAGUCAGAUCGGUCGGAAAAAUCAAAAUCGCCCGGUCCAGGUGUCCGCGAGGACAGAAAGGAGGAUCAGAAGAAGGAUCGAGUCACCUUGCCAAAACUUUUCACGGAUCUUUGUUUGUUUGUUUUUCCCCACCCUCUGGAUUCCACAUGUCGCGGCUGUUUCCUCGCCUUUUCUUCCCCCGGUUUCGGGGGGAGGUUUUCCCGUCAGAGUUCCGCGCUGACAGGCCGGGAAUCAGCCCGGGAAUCAGGCUCGACUGUGUUCGCCCCCUCCCCCCGGAUCCGUCACUCCGGUAGAGCGGGGACCACUGUAGGGAAGAUAAGGCGCCCCGGUGGGGUUCACUACUUCGAAACCACGAUUCCGUCAAUGUGCCUCCCAGGAUUUUCCUCUGGGAACUUGGUGCUUACUUAAGUGCUCACUUAGAGGCAGAGGGUGCCCGGUGGGUGGGAACGGGGAGGACGGAGGGGAUGCAGCCUCCCGAUUCCCCUCUGCCCCUCGUCUCGCCGUUCCAGACUUGGGUUUUUAACGCGGAGGGCGUUCACCGGACCAGCUGCGGGCGGCGGGUUGGGCAGCGCGGUCCGGGAACGAGGACGAAGGGGACGGGCGUCCCUUAACCCCGGGAAAUGAGACCGAGACAGGAUUGCUCAUCUUUCUACUAAAGGGCUAAUGCACUAACCUUACUCCUUCCGAUGGGAAAGAAAA
Tachyglossus aculeatus (Australian echidna) is the source of this 3810-nucleotide messenger RNA. It is a transcript of the gene FRS2, whose product is annotated as fibroblast growth factor receptor substrate 2. The record is from RefSeq and is a predicted model, not a curated record. Lineage: Eukaryota; Metazoa; Chordata; Mammalia; Monotremata; Tachyglossidae. Gene Ontology annotation, cellular component: cell-cell junction; cytoplasm. Gene Ontology annotation, biological process: cell surface receptor protein tyrosine kinase signaling pathway.